AUUGAAAUGAUUGGCCACACGUUACUGUCCUUUGUUCAUCCUGAUGAUGUAGGCUAUGUCCGUCAACAGUUUCAAGAUUUCUCAACUCGAAUUAUCAUCAGAAAUGGAGAAUUGGGAUCUUUAUCGAAGAUCAGUUUUCGUUGUCGUCUUAGAGAACAUAGUCAACCUCGUUCUGAGAUUAUAACAUACCAGCUAGCAGAGAUCAAAGGACAUGUAGAAGGAGAUACUAAUCAUGACUCAGUAGGUUCCAAUACAGAGCUAUUAUUCAAAGCUUUUGUACGAGUUAUACAUUCCAGUCCUAUCUCAGAACUAUCUCUGCCUGAAGCUUUGCAAGAUGUGUAUGUAACACGUCAUAAAAUCGAUGGCACAAUUAUAUACACUGACCAUAGUGCUAGGAUCUCAGUUUUGUGUGUGGUUUUCAUCACUUUAGUGUUUUCAACUUCUGGAGAACAGACUACAAUUGUGUAUAGACUCAAGACCAGAAACCAUUCUUGGGUGUACCUAAAGAGCUUUGGAGAAUUGAAAUAUGAUAACUCUUCAGGCCAAAUAGACCACUUCAUAUGUGUGAAUCAUGUUCUCAGUGAGGAGGACGGUAAGCAUGAGCUCCAGGAGUUUACCAACAGAUAUAUGCCUCAUAUCAAUGGCAGAAUGAGAAGUUUUCUUUUCCAGUCCAUUCAGUCAGCCCAGUCUGGUGACUUCCACCAUAUGCAGGAAGUUAAGGAUGUCUUUGAGAAAUUAAAAUCUUCUCAUCCUGUUCAAGAUGAAUUAACGCACAGCACGUGUGACAAUGAAUGUAGUUCAUCAGCUGUAAAGGCAGAGCUAACAUCCAGUGAUAAAGACGAAAAUGACCUCGAAGGAGGACAAUACAACCUUGGUCAAAACUUUCCUGCCCUUCAUGCUGCUUUGACCAAUUCAUCAUAUCCUGUUACUUCCUCAACUUUGAAAGGACAUGCUCCAAAAACUAUAACCAGUAAAGAAGCCUUUGAGGAAGUUUCUGAAAAAACUUUUAUUCUUGAAUGGAAGCCAAAUAUAUCCAGUGAAGGUGGGAAUGAGAACACAGGUUCAACGUGUGAGAAUGUCUCACCCAAGCUGAACAGUACUUACGAGGUAAAGCACUCACAAUCAACAUUUCCUAUGUGGACAUCACCACCAGUGUCCUAUCUUCAAACUCAAAGAUGUUCAAACGUUUCGAUUCAGAGUGAAGAAAGUGACUAUGAGAAAUGUUCUUCACAUGAUGGUGACUUAAGUUUGUAUUCUGCUGAUGUACCAGAAGUUGAGUAUCCCUUUGACGACCGACGGAGCUCUGUGGCUUCUGUCUAUAGCUCUGCAUCUGAACCAGAAACAUAUCAUUCAGUCAUACCAGCCUCAUCCACUAGCCAGGUUGUUUUUGAUAGUCAGAUAAAUGAACCAGCUUUAGCUGGGGGUCAGAACAGUACAUUAGUUAUUUCAGAUACUUCAGCAAGUGCCAACGCAGACUUAACUUCUAAUAAUGUACACGAAAACAUGCCAGUGUUCCCUCUCUUGGAAAAUACAGACAUUGAAAUUCUUUCUUUUGUGAUGUCUGAUCAAUGUUCAAAGUGUGAAACUGCAGAGUCAGCACCAAAUUCAAAUGAGAGAUGAGCUUCAAGCACACUUAAAAGUCAUCCAGAAGAAAUGGACUCGAAGCAUUACCGGGAAUACUUCAAAAGAUGGUCCACACUGUUAACAGAAUCUGUACACAGCCACUUUUGUGUCCAAGCCAGUUUCAUCUCAGGGAUCUUUCCGUGUUCCUUGACAACCAAGCCUGCAGUUGUAUCCACAACUAGCAUCUCGGCAGGUGCUAGAUUCUCAAGGUGAAGGCCAGAAAAACCAAGGUGUUCACGUACCAGUUUAGAAUUUUUCAGGUCAGGCAAAUAUCGUCCUUCCAAGUGUUCAGUAAAUUGUGCCAUGAUCAACCCUCACUCUUUCUACAAAGAAAGUCCAGAAUGUGGCCAACUUCUGCUUGACUCACAGAAUUGUUCCUCCAGUACCUCUGAAACAAACUGUUUAUCAUGUGUCUGACCAAGAGGUGGGAUUUCUGUGAACAUUGUUAGUCUUCAAAGAUCAAGUAUAGUGACUAUUUGUGUGAUUCCUCGCUUCCUGUGUACACAGUACUUUUUAUCCCGGUGAUCCUUGAAAAGUUUAAUAUAUCAUUCUUGCAAAACCACAUGUCCGGUGCAUUGUACAAAAUUCUGGUUUUGUUGCCUCAAGCAACUUCGGGGGUUAUCAGUUAUUCCUAUCUUGUUGCCUUGUAACAAAAUUAACUGUAUCACAUCUCAUUGGCACUUCUAUUGCAGAAAACUUAAGUAAUCACAGACCAUUUUGUAAUUUCAUACUGAAUUUAUUCUUAAAAACCUUGAUGUACAAAUAAGAAAAGUUUAACAUAUCGCUUUGUUGUCAUGUACUGAUCUCGCAUUGUACAAUUUAUUUGUUUGAAUUUCAUAACUGUUCCUUAUUUUGUUCUCAUUUGGUUUGUUGUUUGCAUAAUUUGUAAUUUUAUUUCACAUUUAUUUACUGUAAAUUUUAUCACAGAGAUGCCACAGUUUUGGUACUUUAUAUGAUAUUGCUGUUUUAAGAUAUUGUACAAAAUUAUUGUUGUUUAAAGUUGGUGUUUGCAUUUAAAAGUUAUUGUAUUAAUCAAUUAAACAUGGUUCUGAUGGUAAGGAACAAAUCAAGUUACAACUAAUAGUUAUAACUUCAUAGUCUGGAUAUAGAUUUAAUGUUACUAUGGCAUCAAUUAUUAUAAAAUACAUUUGCUCAUAAACAUUCUUAUGAUCAAAGUAUAGAGUGUGCUGGAAAAAAAUCCUAAUUGUUUGUGUUUUGAUUGAAAUAAAGUGUAAAUUUAUA
Messenger RNA from Limulus polyphemus (Atlantic horseshoe crab), 2865 nucleotides. RefSeq lists its product as uncharacterized. Lineage: Eukaryota; Metazoa; Arthropoda; Merostomata; Xiphosura; Limulidae. The record is from RefSeq and is a predicted model, not a curated record. The transcript is spliced from 6 exons. The annotation marks the transcript as partial. Gene Ontology annotation, biological process: regulation of transcription by RNA polymerase II. Gene Ontology annotation, molecular function: RNA polymerase II cis-regulatory region sequence-specific DNA binding; DNA-binding transcription factor activity, RNA polymerase II-specific. Gene Ontology annotation, cellular component: aryl hydrocarbon receptor complex; nucleus.